AUUAGAGGAAGCUCCGAUGUUAAAAAGGUGGAGAGAUAAAACCUUCCCACAACAACCCAAAAUUUUCUGAGUGUCUUGUAAUUUGAGACUAACAACCAGAUAGCUCCCAAGAAUGGCUUCUUCAGACACCUCUUCUUUUCCAGGGAGACGGGAUGUGUUUUUGAGCUUUAGAGGGGAAGAUACCCGCUUCAAUUUUACGGAUCAUCUUUAUUCGGCUUUGAGGACGAAGGGCAUCAACACCUUCAGAGAUGAUGAAGGACUUGAAAGAGGAGGAGAGAUUCAACCUUCACUCUUGGAAGCUAUUGAAGAUUCAAUGAUUUCUGUGGUCGUUUUUUCGGAAAGCUAUGCUUAUUCAAAAUGGUGCUUGGAUGAGCUUGAUAAGAUCAUGCAGUGCAGCAGAGAAAAGGGCCAAAAAGUUCUACCAAUUUUCUACCAUGUGGAUCCGUCUGAUGUGCGGAAUCAAACGGGAAGUUUUGAAGAAGCAUUUGCAAGAUACGGAAACGUCACUGAGGAGAGGGUGCUGUCAUGGAGGGCGGCACUGACCCAAGCCAGCGAUCUGUCUGGAUGGCAUGUGCGGGAUGGGUAUGUUAUAUAACUACUCCAUCUCUUCCGUUUUGAGUUGCUUUUUAUUCAUUGACAACUUAAGUCACAAUUAUGUUUGAUUUUUAAGUGUUGAAAACUGAGUUUGAUGAUAUCGGAUAAGCAUGACCAAAAUUAACUGAGAGUCCG
Molecule: messenger RNA, 729 nt
Organism: Vitis riparia (riverbank grape)
Lineage: Eukaryota; Viridiplantae; Streptophyta; Magnoliopsida; Vitales; Vitaceae
Product: disease resistance protein RUN1-like
Exons: 1
Coding region: 113-595 (160 amino acids)
Biological process (GO): signal transduction
Source: RefSeq, a predicted model, not a curated record